AUGGCUUGUUCAAUGACGGAAGAAAAAGGUAUGAGCAAUGUAGAAUUUUCCAAAUGUCCGAUUUGUUUUGACCAGUUUAAAACACCACGUGUCUUGCCAUGUUCACACACGCUAUGUCACGAUUGUGUGUCUUCCCACAUUUCAUCCACCUGUCAAUCAAAGGACGACCCAUCAGGAUUUCUCUGCCCAAUAUGUCAGGAAUUUGUACCUGCUCCUAGUUUCAUUUUAAAUUUCGAAGACUGGAGUAGGCUUUUGCCAACCUGUAAUCUACUCGAAGAUGUUUCCUGCAAAACAGAAAGUAUGAAAUUAUGUGAAGUCUGUGAGAGAGAAAAUGAGAAGGAGAAGGCGGUUAACUAUUGUUUGUCUUGCUGUGAAGCACUUUGCGAUAAUUGUACCACGUAUCACCGAAAAAAUCGUGUAUCCUGCGAUCACAAGAUCUGCCGUUUUGAUGAAAUGGAAAAUUUACCCGAAUUGUCAAAAAUAUCUACAAAUAUCCUUUGCACGAAACACAAGGACCGGUCAAUAGAGUUAUUUUGCAACGAUCACGAGGAACCGUGUUGUGCAAUGUGCUGCAGCACCGAACACAGAAAAUGUGAAAGCGUGGAAACCAUUGAACAAAAAGCAGAAAAGGUCAGAAGCAGUGGAUCAGUUCGAGUUUUAAUAAACAACAUCGAGAAAUUUGGGCGAGAACUUUCUGAGGCAAAAUGCAUGGAGGAAAAAAACAUCACAGAGAUAGAGAAGGAAGCUGGUGUAAUAAUAGACAGAGUUCGUAGUCUGAAAAUAAAAGCUAUUCAGAAUCUUGAAAGACUAGAAAUAGAAUUUCUAAAUAAAGUUUCCACUAAAACGAAGGAGUGCAAAGGAGAACUGAAAAAGAAUAUACAGACAAUUGGUGACAUUAUUCAAUCAAUGGAAUUUUGUAGAAAAAAUGCAGAGUCUGCUACAAAUUUUCAAGAUGUCAAUUUUCUGACAGAAUUUCUCAAAACCAAGAAGACAUUAGAAACUAUUGUGAGUAAAAAAGUAGAGAGAUUGGAGUUCGAAUUGCAAUCACAUCUAGCUCCUGAUUUUAUUGCAGUUGCAAAUCUCUCAGAAAUUGGAAAACUGAAAUUAUUGGAAACAAAAGAAAGUUUAAUACUUACGUUUGAUGUUAAAAACAUUGACCUGGAAUUGUGUAAAGAGAUACAGUUAUCUUGGAGCAGAGUUCGUAGUGGAGUGUUUCUUUCUAACACUGAUGUGAUAUUCCCUCUGCAUAAAACAAAUACUGCAAAGAGGUACUUUACAGUCAAAGACAAGUGGACUCCUAAAGGGAAUAUCAGGUUUCGAAACAAGCUCUUUGAUAUUCAGCAAAAUGGUGAUUUUCUUUUUGCAUCGUGUUCAGAGAGUAAAACGAUCGAUGUUCUCUCAGCCAAAGAUUUUCAAUUGAUUCGUUCAAUCGAUGUUGAUCAUUUUUGUUAUGGAAUUUCAUUUAGGGAAAACCUCUUGUUUGCCGCCUGUAAUACGUCAAUUAUCAAAAUGGAUACAGAUGGAAAUAAAUUGAGAAGUUACCCCACAUCUAGUGGUGUUUAUUAUGUUGCUGUCACAAAGAACUUGGAUAUUGUUUUCAGCAAUGAAGAGCGACAUAAAGUGGUUUCCCUUCCAGACAAGGGUGACUCUCUCUGGACAUAUAGUCACCAUAGCCUAAAACAUCCAUCCGGUCUUCACAUUGACUGCGAUGAUAUAAUCUAUGUGGCAGGAAAAGACAGUAACAACAUUCAUGUGUUAUACGUUGAUGGUUCUGUCCUACACAUCAUUGAAAAUAUGUAUCGCCCUUUAUUUUUUAUGUUAAGCAAUGAUAGAAGUAUAUGUUGCUGCAUAGGGAUACAUCAUAUAUGGCCUUGGGACACUAGCAUCAAGAUGUACACAAUUAAGUAAAGCUUCUUGCAUACAAUUUUGUUGAACCACAAAAUUAUGUCACUUAUUGUAUCAUAUUAAAUUGUACAGUAAAAGGAAAUGAAAAUUGAUAGGUAUUUCUGCAUAAUACACACUAGAAUUGUAAAUGCGCAAUUUAUAAUAAAAACACUGUCCUUUUGUUAUAUACAUUAUAUUAUUUCCCUCUAACACAUUUUCAGAAAAUAGAUUUUUUAUAACUCUAUGUAGUGUUACAUCCUGGUUAUUGAAACUUUUACACGUAAAUCAAAACAUUAUAACAUAUUUGUGUAGAUGAAGUACUUAAUUUAGAUUCAAGUGUAUUUGUAUUA
Messenger RNA from Saccostrea echinata, 2234 nucleotides. RefSeq names its product E3 ubiquitin-protein ligase TRIM33-like. The transcript has a single exon. NCBI's taxonomy places the organism in Eukaryota, Metazoa, Mollusca, Bivalvia, Ostreida, Ostreidae. Gene Ontology annotation, molecular function: zinc ion binding. The record is from RefSeq and is a predicted model, not a curated record. The coding region runs from base 1 to 1908 and encodes 635 amino acids.